CUGUGUCUGCGGACAGCGAUUUGUUUCGCCCAGAGGAAUAAAACGGAAUUUAGUACUUGAAUUUUAAAGGCUGUGAGAGAUAAAACGUGCAAACAGCAGAGGCGGCGGCGUUGCGACGAACUUCAAACGAAUCAAGCGGACUAAAAUCGGGCGACAAUGAACUCUUAAGGCUAAGCUCCUCUCAGUAUGUCAGACGAUCACACGGACUACAGAAUGAACUCUGGCGUGUCUGACGGCCAAGCGGUGCAGUACAACUCGGGACAGACCAUGGCGAGUGUGGAGGUUCCGGCCCAGGGCGGCUACGGCCUGCCUUCGGGGCAAGCAGAUGGCACCAGGACGGAGCUGAAGGAGAACGGCGUGCCGGUCCAGAUGGGCCCCGGAGACGGCAUCAUGACUGUGGAGCUCCCGAAAGUGGAAACGGCGAUGGAGUCACCAUCUGAAGAAGGAGCGGAAGAGCUUGUGUCUGAUGUCUCAGAAACGAAGAGCACGCCGUCGGCGGAGAGUGCGCCCCUGGAUGUAUUCCCUGUGUUUUGUGGAGGGAAGGGACCACCAUCAUGUCAAGCACCAGCCGUCCCAGAAGGAAGUGAAACGACUCCCCUGGAUGUUCAAGAAGCCAGCUCAGGCAAAGCCAAGCCUGAAGCUGUCAAAGAGGAGGCUGGAGCUGUGGAUAAAAAGCCAAAGACCCCCACUCCAUCUUCUGCUAAAGCUAGGCCCACCACCACCACCACCCCAAAACGACCCUCUUCAAUCUCAAGCAUCCACGUGAAAAAACCUGCCAGCCCAGCCUGCAUCACAUCUACGUCCAUCACUAGCACCAGAGUGACCACCACAUCUGUGGUCAAAGUCAGCAGCUCCACGGCGAGAAGCUCCAGGACACAGGUUGAUGAGCAGAAAGCAUCCAUGAAGAGUCCUGCCUCCAGGAUUCAAGGGGGUAGCCGCGUUCCUACAGCUGCAUCCAAAAUUCCAUCGAAAACCCCCUCAUCUGAAGCUCACAGGGCGUCUUCUUCAGCCUCUCCUGCUGAAUCACCCCGGACCCCUGACCGUAGUGGCUACAGCAGCCCCAGCACGCCAAAAUCUCCUUCUGGGCGAAGCUCUCAACAAACUUCUGGAGCAACCAAGGAAGUCAAGAAGGUAGCUGUAGUGCGAACCCCACCCAAAUCUCCAGCUUCUGUGAAGAACCGGACACCUGCACCAUUGGUUCCAAUGCCCGAUCUGAAAAAUAUCAGGUCCAAAAUUGGAUCGACUGAAAAUAUCAAGCAUCAGCCAGGAGGUGGAAGGGUCCAAAUAAUGAACAAGAAGAUGGACUUAAGUAAUGUUCAGUCUAGGUGUGGCUCCAAAGACAAUAUGAAGCAUGUCCCUGGAGGUGGCAAUGUUCAGAUUGUGAACAAAAAGCUGGAUUUGUCCAAUGUUACCUCCAAAUGUGGCUCCAAGGACAACAUUCAUCACAAGCCAGGUGGUGGCAACAUUGAAAUCAAAUCGGAAAAAAUGGAUUUCAAGGUGCAGUCCAAGAUUGGCUCUCUUGAAAACAUCGGACACGUUCCAGGAGGUGGAAACAAGAAGAUCGAGUCACACAAACUGGCCUUCCGUGAACAGGCCAAGGCCCGCACUGACCACGGAGCAGAGAUCGUCUACAAGUCCCCCACGGUGUCCACGGACGGCUCUCCCCGCCGCCUUAGCAACGUCUCCUCCACCGGCAGCAUCAACAUGAUGGAUUCUCCUCAGCUCGCCACGUUAGCCGACGAGGUCUCCGCUUCCCUGGCCAAACAAGGCUUGUGAUUUGCUUCCUCAGCCUGCAGUAGCCUUUUUGUUUUUUGUUUUGCCAUUUUCCUCAAGAAGAAAAAAAAAAAACACAAAAAACAACCCACCGACCGACCGACCCUCGUCCUGAUUUCCUUUCCUUUCCUUUCGAUCACCGCGGAUGGGUUUUUCAUUUCAUUUCAGACGAUCGCCUAGCCUGCUCGCUCUUCUCAGUUUGCAGAUCAUGAAAUCUCCGAAGGGUUCAGAAGGUCCAAGCUCGUCUCGCGCCUUGCGACCUCCGGCGCCUGUAAACCCCCGCCCGCUCGCCAGCCCUACGGUGGACAUGCGGCAACGCCACACAUUCCUUUACUCUAUAAGUUGCAUGAAGUUGACUGAAAAUGACGUAUUUAGCUAAAGCAUGUUUAGCAAAGACCCCCGCCUGACUGAAAACCACGUGGACCCCCCCAAAACCCAACCCAACCCAACCAUUGCGCUCUCCCGAUUCAUUUCGUUUAGAAAUUGCGACUUCCUGCAGAGAUGAGGAGGUCUCCAUCUCAGCCGGGAAAGAAGGCAGAAUGAAGUCGGGCUGCUCAUCUGGAAGGAAAGAAAGAAAAACAGAAAAGCGUCGUUGUGACCCCCCGAGAAAUAAAAAUAAAAUUUAAAUGCGAUCAAACGACUGAAGAGCACUGAAUCAUGGGUAGCGUGCAGGCCAGUAAAACCGUACGUCAUGACACGAUGAAGCGUGCAAACCAAUCACAAGCGACGUCUGCCCAACGCGCUAAAUCAGCCACGCCUCCUACCCCUCAUGGUCAUUCGUUAUACAAUCCUCGUGACAUUCAUACGAAGAAACACUACACAACAUAGUGGUCUUCAUGUGUUCCAGGUGGGCUUCCUACAUUUAAAUGGAGUCGUCCAUUGCUAGUGUCCAAAAAGAAAAAGAGUGUCGAGUAAAAAAGACGAAGCCAUCGAAAUAUCUAAAAGAGAGAUGAGCGCGACAGCCGGUGGCGCCGAGGCGCCUUGGAGUCCGCGCCACAGCACAGGACCAGGCGACGAUUACAGACCCCCCGCCCCCCAUCUUUUUAAAGUGUAACAUAAAUAAACUCGUAAAAGGCGCUCAAGUGCCAGGGCAGAGUCGUGCCAGCCAGUGGUCACCAAUGGCACACGUCACAUUCCAUAGGACUUUUGGUUUGCCGCCUCAUCCGAAAGUAAAUGAAUUUGUGGUGACGCUCAGCCGUUAAACCCACCAGAGUCAGCUUUGAUCGUAAAGCGGACACAAAGAAGGACCGCAGGAUGCAGCGGAGAGCUGAGCAACAAAAAGUGAAGACCACCAUUGAAUCCUCGCGCAUGUCGCGUCACCUCCAGUGUGUGACCGUGAAUAUCAGAACGGGCUGGCAGCACGAGUCGAGUUUUGAAAGUCACUAAAGUUCUGCUGCCCACCACACUGCUUGGUCGCUUAGCCAGCCAGCCUGCCCGCCUGUCUGGUGUUCUCAUUCUUAACACCGAAAUUCACUGCGAAUUUUGCAACUGCGUCUCCGUGUUGAGCUCAUUUUAACGUAACCGUUCUCGCUCCACUAGACUCCAUUUCCAUUUCUAACCUUCGGUACUUCAUUCCCGCCACCUCUUACUCUCCAUUUGCCAAAAACUGAAGACAAUGUGCUGAGACAAGACCUUGACUGUUGUUAACAUUUUUAAAUUUAACCACGAAACCCGUGCGGGAUUACAAUCUCAUUUAUAGCAGAGCCCCGCAACACAUUAAAACACGAAACAUAACCGAUUGAAAACUUUAGCACCGCCGAUUGCAAGUAACGUCCGCUGUCCACGAGAGUCGCUAAAAAUACGACAUUGGAGAGCGCGCAGGGGUGGGAGGGUCAAAGCGGCGGACUCGAGACUGAGACCGAGCAGAAGAGACUUCGACUUCAAUGUCUCGAAAGAUAAAAAUAAAAGGAAUUCUCGUCUCUCUUCUCUGCCGAAGCGACCACGAUGCAAACCGCUAAAUCGACGGCCGUUGAGGGGCUCGAGUGCCAGUGACAUCGUCUCAGUCAUGCGUGUGUAUUAAAGUGUAAAAAUAAAGGCGAUCGUCGAGAUCGGGCUCGGAAAACGGACGGCACCUGUAAACGUGCAUGUAAUCUGCAAAUUGGGUGACAAAUUAAGAAAACAAAGCAAAGCCCACACCCGACUUUACUCCAUUUUGCUGACAGACUUGCGUUCAGUACGUAUAAUUAAAAAGAAAAAAAAAGAAGCUUGUGUUUCGCGCACAUUUUCUACUAGUAUUCAGUGGAUGUGAAAUGUACCUGCCGAUCGAUAUAUUUAAAGAAAUCUUGUUAUGAUGGCUAUCAUUUUGCUGCUUUUUUGUAAAUAUUUUGCAAGGUAAUCACGUUGGAAGCUAAAGCCUUUAAUUGAUGACCCGUUAAAAAAAAAAAAAAAUUCGCUGCUGGGAUCCAAUCAAAUGUCGAGUAGGAAAAGCCGCCAAGACGACCGGAAAAGACUCCAGUGGGACCAGAGCAGGUGGACUGCACCCUCCCCUCCAAUCAGCUCUCAACUCUCUCUCUCUCUCUCUCUCUCUAAGUUUAAAACAGAGAGAGAGCGAGAGGGGCGUGGCCUUUGGCUUCUAAAGGCAAACUUCGACUCCAUUAACUCUUUUCGCACCAGAACCCCCCUCAAGAGCAGGUCGUGUGUGACUGGAAUGGAAUCGUCAUCCUGCUGUAGACGUGCCGGAAGAGGCCACUCCGCGCACUGCAUGGACGGUCGAUUCUGAGCGUAGAAGAACAUCCUCUGGCCGAGUUCUAAAACUCGAUAUUUAAAAUACAGACACCCCAUCCCAACCGCCACAGACAAAAGUAGAAAUGCCAAGUCAGUGGUCAGUGGAGGGGCUUCGUGGAUCCCAUAGGCCGCGGUGGCUGGUCCGGAAAGAGUUGAUCCGACGAGGCUUUUUUUUGUGACGUGAACUGUUUUUUUUUAAGCUUCACUUCUUAUGUGGAAGGUAAAAGAAUCCUGCAGUUUGUCUCCUGGAUUCCCAUUUUUACUUUCGCUGAAGUUUUUAUUGCAGCCCCCCAAUCCCCCAAUCCUAGCUAGGCAAUUGUGAGUGUCCAUUUCGUCACUGUGUGUUUUAUUAUGAUGACUGGUUUACACGGAUACUCAUUGCUGUAAACGUGAAUUUGGAAAUAAAGUCGGUAUUGAGAAAAA
Messenger RNA from Polypterus senegalus (gray bichir), 4920 nucleotides. RefSeq names its product microtubule-associated protein tau b (gene maptb). Gene Ontology annotation, molecular function: microtubule binding. The record is from RefSeq and is a predicted model, not a curated record. The coding region runs from base 187 to 1776 and encodes 529 amino acids. The transcript is spliced from 13 exons. Gene Ontology annotation, cellular component: neuron projection. NCBI's taxonomy places the organism in Eukaryota, Metazoa, Chordata, Cladistia, Polypteriformes, Polypteridae. Gene Ontology annotation, biological process: neuron projection development; microtubule cytoskeleton organization.